AUGGCGACCAACAGAGGAAUUGUUGUCAUAUCAGGAGGGAGCGCAGCGAACAAUCUCGUCGACGUAUUCAACGCCGUCCGUGAAAGCAAAAAUUGUCCACUUAGCUAUAUCAUUCCAAUCAGUGACAAUGGAGGAUCCUCUUCCGAGUUGAUUCGAAUAUUCGGCGGUCCUGGAAUUGGUGAUGUUCGGAGUCGAUUGGUACGAUUGAUUCCGGAUUCGCCAACAAAUCCUGAAAGGUCAGCAGUCAAGGCAUUGUUUAACCAUCGGCUGCCUGCGGAAGCAGGCAUCGCAACCAAUGAAUGGCAGUCCAUCGUUGAUGGCACAUCUGCCCUAUGGACAGCCAUCACCCCCGCAAAGAAAGAAUUGAUACGCUCAUUCUUCAAUGUACUAAACCUGGAAAUCCUGAAACGUGCCCGACCGCCAUCAUCAACAUUUGACUUCACAUCCGCAAGUGUGGGAAAUCUUUUUUUAACUGCCGCCCGGCUGUUCAGUGGAAGCUUCGAAAGUGCCAUCUAUCUACUCGGGAGUAUCUGUGGCGUUCCGUCAGAUCUGGUGCGCGUAAUCCCUGCAAUCAACUCCAAUUUCUCCCACCAUAUCUCUGCAUCGCUUGCGGACGGAACUGUCAUUGUUGGCCAGAACAGUAUCUCGCACCCAAGCGAGGCGACAGCCCUGGAGCACAACCCACGCUCCAGAAGACCGAGUCUGCUCCUUGCCGAUGGAGACGAUGUUGAUUACACGGAUGCCGAAAUGUCGGACCCAACGACAUACGAAGAAGACCAUCUUCCCGGAUCUCUAGCAACUCUCCGCAACAAGAAUAUCAAGUUCAGUAAAUCCGAGAACGAAGAUUUGAGUUCCAGAAUUACUCGCAUAUGGUACAUCAACCCCUACGGCCAGGAGAUCCGACCACCCGCCAAUCCACGAGUACUGGAAGCAAUCAACGAUUCUCAGGCCAUUAUCUACAGUAUCGGAUCUCUGUACACAUCAAUCAUCCCUGCUAUCGUCCUACGAGGCGUAGGCAAAAGCAUCAUCUCCAGUCCAGCCCGACACAAAAUCCUAAUUUUGAACGGAUCAUUGGAUCGGGAAACGGGGCCUCCAUCCGCACCAUUUGCCGCGUCUGAUUUUGUGGAAGCAAUUGUUAGCGCCGGAGAGGAAAGCCGUGGACGCGGCCCGAUCCUUCAUUCUCGGCAUCAAAGUAAAACUCCCGCGACGACUUCGGUACAAGACAAUGUUCAAAACUACAGAGCCCUUCCAUAUACCAACUAUGUAACUCAUAUCUUGCAUCUGGAUGGUCCGGGGACGCCACAUGUGGACCGGGAGCGGCUCACACAUAUGGGCAUUGAAACGCUUCGUCUUUACGGACGAAAGAUCAUGGCGAAGGAUGGCGAUAAGGAGACUGUUGUGGGGAUGCAAUAUGAUCCUAAUGCCCUUGUGCAGGCCAUUGAGGUAGUCCUGGGGAAGAAGGGGGAUGCAAUGGUUCGGGGGGCUCUGGGGAGUGCGCUGAGUCGGCGGAAUACACUUGAUCCUGCAAGAAGGGACCGAUCGGAUAUGCAAUAG
Messenger RNA from Penicillium concentricum, 1554 nucleotides. Its product is annotated as LPPG:FO 2-phospho-L-lactate transferase CofD/UPF0052. The record is from RefSeq and is a predicted model, not a curated record. Gene Ontology annotation, molecular function: LPPG:FO 2-phospho-L-lactate transferase activity. NCBI's taxonomy places the organism in Eukaryota, Fungi, Ascomycota, Eurotiomycetes, Eurotiales, Aspergillaceae. The transcript has 2 exons. Bases 1 to 1554 code for a protein of 517 amino acids.